Molecule: messenger RNA, 1755 nt
Organism: Passer domesticus (house sparrow)
Lineage: Eukaryota; Metazoa; Chordata; Aves; Passeriformes; Passeridae
Gene: UBXN7
Product: UBX domain protein 7
Exons: 11
Coding region: 24-1547 (507 amino acids)
Biological process (GO): proteasome-mediated ubiquitin-dependent protein catabolic process
Cellular component (GO): nucleus
Molecular function (GO): ubiquitin binding
Source: RefSeq, a predicted model, not a curated record
GCGCGCGCGGGCGGGCCCCGCGCAUGCGCAGCGCGCGCCGGCCGGCGGCGCGUGUGUUGUGGUGCGGCGGCGGCAAGAUGGCGGCGCCCGGGGGCUCGGCGGGCGCCGCGGCGCUGAGGGCGCUGGUCCAGCAGUUCACCGCCAUCACCGGUGCCAGCGAAAGCGUGGGGAAGCACAUGCUUGAAGCAUGCAACAACAACCUGGAGAUGGCUGUCACCAUGUUCCUGGACGGAGGAGGGAUAGCAGAGGAGCCCAGCACCAGCUCGGCCGCGGUGUCUGCUGCCCGCCCGCACCCCGAGGAUGAAGUACGAGCUCCAAUUCCUCAAAAGCAGGAAAUCUUAGUAGAGCCUGAGCCCUUGUUUGGAGCUCCUAAAAGACGCAGACCUGCUCGCUCAAUAUUCGAUGGCUUUCGGGAUUUUCAGACAGAAACCAUCCGGCAGGAGCAGGAGCUCCGCAACGGAGGGGCCGUGGACAAGAAGCUGACGACGCUGGCAGAUCUCUUCAGACCUCCCAUUGACCUGAUGCACAAAGGCAGCUUUGAAACGGCCAAGGAGUGUGGUCAGAUGCAGAACAAGUGGCUCAUGAUAAACAUUCAGAAUGUGCAAGAUUUUGCCUGCCAGUGCCUCAACCGUGACGUGUGGAGCAACGAGGCUGUGAAGAACAUCAUCAGGGACCACUUCAUUUUUUGGCAGGUGUACCAUGACAGUGAGGAAGGCCAGCGGUACAUACAGUUUUAUAAAUUAGCAGACUUCCCUUAUGUCUCCAUCCUGGAUCCCAGGACAGGCCAGAAGCUCGUGGAGUGGCACCAGUUAGAUGUGACUUCCUUCCUGGACCAAGUGACCGGGUUCCUGAGCGAGCACGGCCAGCUGGACGGCCACUCCAGCAGCCCUCCCCAGAAGUGCUCCCGCUCAGAGAGCCUCAUCGAUGCCAGUGAGGACAGCCAGCUGGAAGCUGCCAUCAGAGCCUCGCUGCAGGAGACCCACUUUGAUUCCUCCCAGGCCAAGCAGGAGAGCAGGUCAGAUGAGGAGUCGGAGUCAGAGCUGUUUUCUGGAAGCGAGGAGUUCAUUUCUGUUUGUGGAUCUGAGGAGGAGGAGGAGACAGAGAUUCCAGCCAAGCUGAGGAAGUCUCCACACAAGGACUUGGGGCAUAAAAAAGAGGAGAGCCGGAGGCCUCAGCCUGAGCCCUCUGCAAGGACUGAGCCUGGGACAGCAUCAAACCACAGAGUGCUGCCCUGCAUCGAUGCAGGGGCACUGGAGGAGUCACCUGACAAGCCUGAAAGUACCUUCCGGGGCCUGGAUGUGAAUGGACCAAAGGCACAGCUGAUGCUGAGGUAUCCAGAUGGAAAGAGGGAACAAGUUUCACUGCCUGAACAAGCUAAACUUCUGGCCCUUGUGAAGCACGUGCAGUCCAAAGGAUACCCCAACGAGCGCUUCGAACUGCUCACCAACUUCCCUCGCAGGAAACUCUCCCACCUGGACUAUGAGAUCACGUUACAGGAGGCAGGCCUGUGUCCUCAAGAGACUGUCUUUGUGCAGGAAAGGAAUUAGCACUGUGGCCUGAGUUCUCCCAGCCUUCCUCCCUCUCCUCUUUGCCUGGGACAGGAGUCGUUCAAUAUGCAGUUAAGGGUCGUGGGAUUGCAGUGCUGGAACCAGGCAGCUGGCUGGCCCUUCCUUCUCCCUCCUCCUCUCUCUCCCUCCCUUCUCCCUCUCUAGUGACCAAAUGAGAGUGCUCAGAGUUUUAUUUUCUUCCUCAGCU